GUUCAUCUUACAAGUUACUACAAUCAAGAUGAAGUUGCCCUCGCUUACAAUGUCAUUUCUAAUUAUCAUUUCCUUAUCAUUUAAUCUAUCGACGGCUGAGUAUCAAAAGUUCGUCGAUACUUAUUGCAACACCACCAAUGGCAAAUAUAGCAAAAACAGCGAAUUCGCCAUGAACCUAAACACCCUCCUAUCCAAUAUAUCCUCCUUCGUCAACUACUUUAACGGCUAUUACCGGCUCGCAGCCAAAGGAGAUUUCAGCACUUAUGACGAUGUCCAUGUUAUAACCUACUGCCGAGGAGAUCAAGACGAUUCGGAUUGCAAGUCUUGCCUACUUGAUGCUACUAAAAGGAUAUUGGAAGUCUGUCCUGAACAAAAGGAAGCCAUCGGGUGGCACUAUGUAUGCAUGAUUCGCUAUUCCAACCGCUCCAUCUCUGGCAUACUACAAUUGGAACCUUCUUAUUAUAGGAUGUCUCCAUAUACUGGUCAUGCAAACAUCAGCACAUACAAUGAAAAGCUCGGAUCAAUUCUUAAUCGUUUAAAGGUGGAUGCAAUGGUGAAUUCCCCUAGAUGGUUUGCUAAAGGAUCUGAACAGGUGACUCCUUUCUAUACUAUUUAUGCGUUGGUGCAGUGUACAAUAGAUUUGUCACCGUUUGAUUGCAAGCACUGUAUAGAAACGGGAAUAAAUAGAAGCUCAGGACAAAAGUUUGCGAUUUUUAUGUCACCCGUCUGCUAUGUGACAUUUGAUAACUAUCACUUAUCUAACACUACUAACUCUACUUUGCCAUGGUUGGCACCAUUUCAAGGUGAAUCUAAGAGGAAGCGCAUUUUUCUCUUAGUUGGUUUGCCAACAUUAGCCGCAAUAUCAAUUUUAUUACUAUGUGGAGUAUGGACUCGUAUGCGCAGGAGGAAACUCACCAAAAUAUCUUCUACUUUGGAAGGGUCUGAGAUUAGAAAAAUCGUUCUGGACUCCUUGCAAUUCGACCUACAAACGAUUCGAGCAGCAACAAACAACUUUUUAGCAAAUAAUAAACUUGGAGAAGGUGGAUUUGGUGAAGUCUACAAGGGGUUACUGGAUAAUGGACAUGAAAUAGCUGUUAAAAGGCUAUCAAAAAACUCAGGGCAAGGUGGUGCUGAGUUUGAAACCGAAGUUGUUUUAGUGGCAAAACUUCGACACAAGAACUUGGUCAAGCUCUUGGGAUAUUGUGUGGCAUUGGAAGAAAAAUUACUUGUUUAUGAGUUUCUUCCCAAUUCAAGUGUUGACAGAAUUUUAUUUGAUAAAUCAAAGCAAGCAUAUUUAGAUUGGCACACAAGGUUCAAGAUUAUAGUUGGUGUUGCAAGAGGGCUAUUAUAUCUCCAUGAGGACUCCCCGCUGAAGAUUAUUCAUCGAGAUCUAAAAUCAAGUAAUAUAUUACUAGACGAAGACAUGAAUCCUAAGAUAUCAGAUUUUGGCCUUGCAAAACUUUUCGGAGCAGAUCAAACUCAAGGUGACACUAGAAGAAUUGUCGGAACAUACGGUUACAUGGCUCCAGAAUAUGCAAUUACCGGUCAUUACUCUGUAAAAUCCGACGUUUAUAGUUUUGGAGUUAUUGUACUUGAGAUAGUGAGUGGGCAAAUGAAUAGAUUUUUCGGGCGAAUGCAACUUGAAGAGGCACUACUACAUCGUGCAUGGAGGCUGUGGAAGGAGGGGAAAACAUUAGAUCUGGUAGAUACAACGUUGAGCAAUAAUUUUUCAAAAGAAGAAGUAACUAAAUGCAUCAAUAUUGGUCUAUUAUGCAUUCAAGAAGAUGCCGUUGUUAGGCCGAGAAUGAGCACAAUUAUCGCUGCCCUUAAUAGUCAAGCAAUUAGUCUCCCUGAACCAAAGCCACCCCAUUUCUUUGGUACUACUAAUUAUUUUGAAGAUGAUGACAUAGAACGUAAUUUUUCGAGUGUGUUUACAGGUGCUAAAACGAUAACGGAGUUGUAUCCUCGUGACUAACCUAGGUUAUUACUAAUGUGUUUAGUGUUUUUCUUGUAUGUGUAUAGUCCUUGUAUAAUGUAAUUAGCACAAUUCUAUACACUUUCUUACAAUGGCUUUUAAAAUUGUUGAAAGGAUUGAAGACUAUAAGAGGAGGUUAAUAGUUUAGUUCAGUUGCAGUCGGUUCAGUUUAGCUCAAUUCAAUUCAGUUCAGUUCAGCUGUAAUCGGUUGAGCUCAGUUCAAUUCAGUUGUUUUAUGUCGAAGAGAACAAGCCCUUAUUUUCUCGCUACACCAUUGGC
This is a messenger RNA of Beta vulgaris subsp. vulgaris (sugar beet), 2254 nucleotides long. Its product is annotated as cysteine-rich receptor-like protein kinase 44. The record is from RefSeq and is a predicted model, not a curated record. Gene Ontology annotation, biological process: protein phosphorylation. The transcript has 8 exons. The coding region runs from base 29 to 1975 and encodes 648 amino acids. Lineage: Eukaryota; Viridiplantae; Streptophyta; Magnoliopsida; Caryophyllales; Amaranthaceae. Gene Ontology annotation, molecular function: protein kinase activity; ATP binding.